CAGACGUCUUCAGAAGUCUCUGUCGAAGGACAUUUCCACGUAACAGAUGCUGAGAUUCGUCCUUAUACCGUUGGGUUUACUUAGGCAUACAGCUCUUCUUUUCCACGGACUAAAGGGAACACAUUUACCGUUGGAGCAGCCGGUGAAAUGAAGACGGAAGGCGCUUGGUGCUUGUUUGUCAGUCCACUACAAAAGAAAGUUUAUUUGAUCCUUAGUUUACCAAUCUUUUUCACAGCCUCCACAUUUUUCGUGGACGUUUUCACGCUACACGUGAAGUCUUGUGGCGAGGAUGUAGAGAUCAAGUCUUUAAACCACACAAGUGUAUCGGACACUAACAUAUCCAGCAUUACAUUCACAACACGGUGGACGGACAGUCACAGCGACCCCGACAGCGGUCCCACAUGUCAAGAAGAAAACCAGUUUCCACAUGGGCAAGCAGCAUACAUGACUGGGUUACUUAUCGGUACUUUAUUCGGUGGUGCUCUCUCUGACAAGUAUGGAAAGAGAUUCCUCCUCAUAUGCUGCUCAGUGGUCCACGCAGUCACCACUCUGAUAGUGGCAUUUCUGCCAUAUGUGCCCGUGUACCUGACUGCCCGCUGCAUCAGUGGUGUAGCCUGUUGUGCCAUUCACAUCUGCACCUACAGCUUAGGGGUUGAAUGGAGCCUGCCAAAGUACCGGAUCUGGCCACCCACCCUAUUCUCUUUCAUCUUCAGUCUGGGAAUGAUGGGACUUGCCGGUGUGGCUUAUUUGACCAACGGCUGGAUGCAGUUUCAUCUGGCACUUGGCCUCCCACAGAUUCUUGUUCUACCUCUUUAUAUCUAUCUUCCAGAGUCUCCUAAAUGGCUGCUGCUAAAUAAAAGAAUGAAAACUCUAGAGGGAUAUCAAAACCGAAGUCCUGAGGACAAGCACUACCUGGAUCUACUUAUGGACUCAGUGGACAGUGGGAAUCCUAAAUCAGAGGUCUACACUGGAUCAGAGUCCAAUUUCACCAACUUUACCUCACCUACCAUACUGCUGCGCUUAUUUAUCAUGAGUUACAUUGGUUUUGCUUCUGCUCUUACGUAUUAUGGGAUCUGCUUCAGCGUGGGAAGUUUCGGAGUAAAUAUCUAUUUGGCACAGUUUUUCUCUGGACUAUCUGAGUCUCCCUCUUUGCUGCUUCCAUUACUUUUGAAGCGAUGGGGCCGCAGGCCUUUCAGCAUGGGCUCUCUGUUCCUCAGUGGCAUUUCCUGUAUACUCUCCCUCCUUGUCUCCAGGUUCUGUGACAUGCCUGCCCUUGUAAUGACGCUGGCAAUGAUGGGCAAGCUGUGUAUGCAGUCUACCACCUGUGUCUCUCUACUCUACGGAAUUGAGCUGUUCCCAACUGUAAUAAGGCAGAAGUGUGUCGGCCUGGUUAGCCUUUGUUACCGAGUGGCCUGUAUUAUAAAUGCGGUGGUGGUCCCUAAGGGUGGGAUUCCUCUGCCAGCUAUGAUCUGUUACAGCAGUGGGCCAAUCAUUGGUGCAGCUCUGUGCCUUCUCCUCCCAGAGACCAGUGGCAUCCCUUUACCAGACACAGUGCGGGACUGUGAGCGACAACCAAAUAUCAAGCUCUCAUGCUGUGCCCGAUGGCCCCUAAAGCAUAAACAAGAGCUGAAAGCUUCUUUUACCAACGGGACGGACAUAAAGAAUCAAAUCGAGUGCAAUCUCUUUUCAGUAUAGUCAGCAAGGGUGAAAUAUUAUCCAGUCAGAAUGUGAAUUUCUUUCAUAUUAUUUCUAUUAAUGUGAGAUUUUAUUUGUGAAAACUCUAGUAAACGUGAGGGUAUGUGCUUGAAAUAGUCAAAUGUAUUUUUAAUGGGUGCUUUACUGUAGAAUAGUUCCUUAAGAUAUGGUAGCCAAUGAAUUUUGCUGCUGAAGGAUGAUACUAGAACAUCUGAUGCAUGUACUGGAGUCAUUCAGCGCUGCAAGAUUUCCUUUUAGAUGAAUUCAUGAAACUCCUGGGGUCAGAAGUAGACAUUUUUUGUAUUUCUUUAUCAGCUAUUGAUAUAUAUAACCUAUAUUUUUUAAAGCUAUACUGUCAAAUUUAUAGUAUUGAUUUCCUAGUAUUUUUUUGCUAAACUAUUGAAUUCUCCAAAUUAAAAUUUUACCUUCACAAAAACACUUGGAGGCAAAGUCUUGCAAGUCUUACCGUGAAAUAGACAUCAGGUUAAAUCAUUGUUUUGAUAUGCUCGAAUGGAUGCCAUGCAACCAUUACGCUCCUGUAAAAUUGUGUUUGUCUGUGUGGAGAUAAUAUUUUAACCUGAUACCUCUAACGGUCACAGAAAUAUCAGACAUUAAAAAAAAAAGUGAAGCCACCUCUGAAUGCUGAGGGGAUAGAAUGUUUUAUUAGGGCUGUUUGGCUGCUUCUCUUUUGGGAUAGGGAGAAGACUCUAAUUAAACCAAAAUAUUUUUUCUGCUAUAUAAAGAAUGAUGAAAGAGUAAAGAGGGUAAAUAAAGGAACUAAAAUGUGUGACUAACAUGGGAGCUCCAGUUAUCCAAGAUAUAUUUCAUAAGACGAGAGAAGGCACAUCAGUUAGUGAAAUCAAAGACACCCUGCAUACUGUUGUAUAUGCAGAGGUGAACUGUGAUGACACUUUUCAUCUAAUGGGUGGAUUCAGCAUUUCUGGUGACUAAAUUGAUUAUUAAUAAAUAGUUGCAUUUUAUAUUGCAAUAAUUGUUAUAUCAUUGUCAUUAACUUUUAUAUGAUUUUCUG
Xyrauchen texanus (razorback sucker) is the source of this 2725-nucleotide messenger RNA. RefSeq names its product solute carrier family 22 member 13-like. Lineage: Eukaryota; Metazoa; Chordata; Actinopteri; Cypriniformes; Catostomidae. Gene Ontology annotation, cellular component: membrane. The coding region runs from base 148 to 1695 and encodes 515 amino acids. Gene Ontology annotation, molecular function: transmembrane transporter activity. The record is from RefSeq and is a predicted model, not a curated record. Gene Ontology annotation, biological process: transmembrane transport. The transcript has 10 exons.